Porites lobata is the source of this 39736-nucleotide messenger RNA. Lineage: Eukaryota; Metazoa; Cnidaria; Anthozoa; Scleractinia; Poritidae. The record is from the annotation of a GenBank genome assembly.
AUGAGAAGUAGAAGACGUCUGAUUGCCAAUCUGGCAGUAUGGAUUUUAGUCAUUUACCUUAUGAUACAAUGUGGGAUUUUUGUCUACAAACUGGAAGAUAGAUCAGUAACAGGUAAAUUUGUUGAACAUGUCCGUUAAUUCUUUGUUCUUCUAUACAGAGUCUGGGCUCGGGCCUUGUUAAAGCUGUAGAGUCGGAUCUUUAAAACAAUCUUUUGGCAUAUCCCUGAUCGAGAGCCAAAGCAAAGGGCAUAGAGUGGUACCUCGAGUAACGUGGGCCUCGGAAAAUUUUGGCCCGUUCUCGAAAUGUCGGAAGUGUUUUUGAUGGGUCUCGAAGUCUCUUUUUCGGCUUCGUUUUGCCUCUCGGAGUUUCGAAUUAUUUUUGGCUGACGGGUCUCGGAUCAAGUCUCAGAUUUGUCGCUUUUUGUUUCUGUAUUGUCUUUACUUAUGAACUCUGAAAAAUUUGACUCGUACAGUCCAGGGUACAGCUUAUCGAACAAGGCGGUAAAACAAAAUAAAGCAGUAUACUGGUGGGCUUUCGCUAGCUUCCAGUGGAGUUUUCACUCAUUUUAUAAAGCUUUAUCUGUAGCAAUGUCUCGAAUUCGAAAUUUUCGGCGAUUAGAAUCUCAGGCUCAGAUUUUUUAGAAGUAAAGUCUCGGGCUCGAAUUUUGAAACCAAGAUCUCGCAGUCUUGCAAGAUCUCGAAUUUACCUGCAUUCUACACCCCUAAAACGUGAACAAUCGUCUCUAUGAACGACAAGUUCUAACGCCUAUUUAAAUGCACUGACCCCAUCUAAACACGUUCUAAAGCCAAGUAAGAUAAUCUAAUACUGGGAAUCAUGGCACAAAUUUGAUGAUUAGAGGCUAAAAUUGUAGAAAAACAUGAACAUCUUUCACAUUUUUCAUGAAAAAUUUCAUGUUCUUUCAUGAACAUUUUUCACGCAAUGCAAAAUGACCAUGGAAAUUUCCAACGUCAUUUGCCAAAAUAAAAAAAAAAAAGAUGAUGGAAAUUUCCAACAUCUUUUUCAAAAUCAUCUUACUAUCAUCACGUUAGUAAAUCUUACCAACAUUAAGUGUACGUUACUAAACUUCGUUUCAAACGUCGCGCUACUGCUGUGCGGAACUCAAUUUGUAAAUUAUAAAUACAUUAGAAUACAUUUAAAAGUUUGCUAAACCGUUUCUUUAUUUUGGUGUUUUGUUUUCGAAAAUUUCCGUUCUAUUCGACUGAAUUAAAUUCGACGUCUGAAACCAAGUCGUGCUAGUGUCGUGCUGCAGUCGAACUACAGUUGAGCCAGCUUAGCACGGCAGUAGCACGACGUUUGAAACAGGCCUAAAUAAUGUCUGACGAAAGUAAAGAAUGAUCACUCAAUCAUCUCUUGGAAUACAUGACAAUGUGUAAAGUUCCUUGACAGUCUGUUUUUGAAAAAUCAAUAAUUUCUGGUUUUCCGAAGACAGCUUGUUGUUGUCGUCGUGUGCAAAAUCUACUUUUUUUACAGACCACAUGCUUUUAGUUUUUUUACAGCAUCUCUUCAUGAUCAUUUUUAGCUUGCCAGGGCUGCCAUUCUUUUCAGUCCGUGAUCCUUUCCAAAGUUCAGUAUCGGAAAGCGUCUCACUUUUCACCUUCCUCUAUCAGUAAUUUUUUUUCUCAGUAGCCUUGUAUGUUUGAAAACUACUGCAAAUACGUUCCUUUUAAGAGCCACCUAUGCAUUGGAACAGAAGAGGACCAGCUUAAACCUGGAAACGAAAAAAGAUGCAAUCAUGAGUAUGCAAGUGCUGCCCUCGUUUUCCCUGUUUUUCGGGCCCAGGCUGAAUAUUCUAAUUCUUCUGUCGAUCUUACGCUGAGAAUAUUCCUGUAAUUAUUCUUAAAUUAUAGCUUAUGACAUUUUCGUUUCAGAAUACAUUAGGGCAUCAUGAUCAAUUAAGGUUAGUGCAGGUUUUUUCGUUUUGUUUACUUUGCCGUCUAGAGAAAAGAAUCAGUUAAAAAGGUAUAUUUGAAAGAUAUUUAGAGACUGUUAACACACAAAAGACCCGAAAACAAUAUCCUUUUCAAAAUCUCUGCCUGGAGUUUAUUCUUAAAAUAUUCUUAAAUUUUUGCAAAUUUCAACCUCGAUAUCCUUAUAAAAUAUAUCCUUAUAAAAUAAAAAGAGUGCAUGGCGUGUUCCUAUCCGUUUUGAACAAUUUUAGAAACUAACUUGCCAUUUUGUUUUUUGCCGCAAGCGAUAUUCUUUGCGAUCAGCAUGAUUUCUUAGUUGCUACGAAUGCUUUGUUUUCAAAACGUGACCAGAGAAUUUCCUGCUGUGGAAAUUUAACUAGUAAAUUAAUAUCAUAGGUGACGAAUUACUCCUUAAUUUUGGCGCGAAAUUUCAGCGUUAAUUUGUCAUUUCACAUGUGAAAUUACAAAAUUGCCAUGGCAACCUUCUGUACGUCUGUCGUACGUAUGUCAAGAUGGCGACGAAGUUUUAAAAUGCCGUGAAUGAAGAUGUCAGGGCACAAAAAGACGCUUUAAAAAACCUGAACACACAAGAGAACAUAAAGAAGGAUUCCAGCAGGUAUUUUGCCAAAAUAGUCUGAAAAAUUCUGAACUUUAUAAGCCAAAUUUAAGGUCUAAACAUUUGAGAGAGUGGAGUUCUCGAUCGAUACGAUCCAGGAUAAACAUGUAAAAAAUUCCAGAUUGCUAACGUAAUUCGUCACCCAUGAUAUUAAUAGGUAAUCAAAUGGUGUACUCGUGAAAUUAGGGAAUAAUUUCACUUCACUUGUCCAAAUCCUAAUAAUUUCCCUGGCCAAAAAACGUAAUGUGAUAAGGUGUCAACCUUGUCAUAUGCUACUACUGACAGUGGUAAUCCUUUUGAAAGCUCAGAACGUGAUCAAGAUCAUGUAGUAAAAAGCAGAUGAAAAUACAACCCUUUUCAUUAUAAAAAUUAAAAUAAAGCUUUUGCUCAUAGUAAAUUUUACGCCUUGCAAUGAUCAGGAAAUAAAACGGAAGAACGAAUUAUCUUUUUUUAAAAUAUAUUUUCUCUUUCAAACUUAAAUGCUUCAAGGCUAAGCGAGAUUUUGCCUUUUGUGACCGGCCGAUGCAAUGCUACUGAUCUGUAGCGAUGACACGGAGUCCAGUGUAAAUUGAGCCCGCUUUUUAGGCAUGCGAUUGCCUGCGGUCUUUGUUUAUGCGUCGUAAUAUCGUCUUAAGGUGAACUCGACCCAGUUUUUUUUUUUUGGGGGGGGGGGGGUACCAUCCUACUUUGAAGCGCUCUGGUAUCCCCACCUUUACUUUUAUCGUAAGUCUAACACAUAGAAUGGAUAACAUAUAGACCAAUCUACAAUAUAACACAAAACGUUUGGCGAUCGGAGUAAGUGUCACAUGGUUAGAAUGCCACGCCCCUUUGAGGUCUGAGUCGAAAAUCUGCUGUUGUCGGCAUUUUUUCGUGAAAAUCGCUCGGCUACGUAUAGUGCGCAUUACUGCCUUGCGUUGAGCAAAGUUUCACCAAAAUCGCAAAGACCCAAUGCGAGAAAUUCAGCGGUUUCCAAAUUUAGGUCAUAAUUUAUGCGAAAAUGAUAAGCAAACUUUACACGAUUAUAUCUAAUAAACUAUGAAAUUUAUCCCUUUAUUAUUGGGAUCUUUAUAGCAGAUGGGUUCUUGCAAGUCAGCACAAAACUUUAGGGCCUUGUAAAUGCGCUCGAUUUCGAGCAAUGCAAACAUAUAGAAAUUAUAGUUUUAGCUAUUUGUUGACCUUUGUCAGCGUUUAAAAGUUCUUCUCACGAAAAAAGCAUUUUCUUAAAAAUUCGUAGUUUUUUUUCCUUCAAAAUUUUUCAGGGCCACAAUUGAUUAACUAACUACCCGGAUUCUGAAUUUCAAGGUCAUUGAAAAACUGUGACAUUAUCUUCUAUAAGCCCAAACUUGCGUAAACAUUGAAGAUUUUUAGCGUUUUGGCUGAGUUUGUGCUUUGGAAGUUUUCUUUUGUUUCUAGUCUGUCAUGAUACAGCAUUCUUGUUCAGCACGCGUGCAAUCACCGUGCUUGGCUGACUUCCGAAUGCUCACCGAGAUAUGAUAAUUUAGUACAAGAAGAUAGAAGGGAUUCCCGUCACGUAACGUCUCCAGCAAGCUGAGUGUAUACGUCAUCCCGAGAAUUAAAAACUCUAAAAAGAAAAUGGCCGGGGUGUUGAAUGCUAUUCGGGCGAGAGAGGAAGUUCACGGAGAAGAGAUUGUGUAGCAUCGUGAGUUAAACAUCUAUAUAUGUAUCACGCGAUCGCCUGUCUCACCGUACCAAAAUUAUCAUAUCUCGGUGAGCAUUCGGAAGGCAGCCAAGCGUGGUCAUUGCACGCGCGCUGAACAAGAAUGCUGUAUCAUGACAGACUAGAAACAAUAGACAACUCCCAAAGCACAAACUCAGCCAAAACGCUAAAAAUCUUCGAAAUCUAAAUCGCGCGCAUUUACAAGGCCCUAAAGCUUUUUGCUGACUUGCCAGGACCGAUCUGUUAUAACGAUGCCCAAAAUAAAGGGAUGAAUCUCAUAGUUUAUUAGAUAUAAUCGUGUAAAGUUUGCUUAUCAUUUUCGCAUAAAUUAUGACCUAAAUUUGGAAACCGCUGAAAUUCUCGAAUUGGGUCUUUGCGAUUUUGGUGAAACUCUGUUCAGCGUAAGGCACUAAUGCGCACUAUGUGUAGCCGAGAGACUUUCACGAAAAAAUGCCGGCAACAGCAGAUUUUCGACUCAGACCUCAAAAGGUCGUGGCAUUAUAACCACGUGACAUUUACUCCGAUCGCCAAAAAUUUUAUGUUAUAUUGUAGAUUGAUCUAUGUCGUAUCUGAUAGUCAUCUUAAGUGAGUAGGUUUUGGGAAUGGGUCCUUGAUAAUAUACUUCUCUUACUGACAUCUGAAGCAUGCCCUAUUUAGAAAAUAUUGUUGUUUGCAGUAGCGCUGGAUCAUAAAGGGUUGUUAUUAAUAAUGGCUUGAAUUGAGGGCGGUCUUUAGUCCGCUAAUAUCUCUUGCUGCUGAGUUUUGUAUCUUUUUCUGUGCAUUUAGGAUAUGGCUGGAUUUUAUUCCGUUUUGCCUUAAACUGCAGGGGAAUGAACAAGUAAUAGUUUUCCUUGGUAUUGAGACUCAUUUAAUUGCAAGUCAUGUAUUUAUGAAGUCAGAACCUAGUAUUAUCAUUUUAACAACUACCGACCUUUAGAUGCUCCAGAGCCCUUGAUAAGCAAAAUAUGAACUUUACACGUUUAUGUGUCUAAAAGCUUUUCACUCAUAUGAAAACUCAUAUCAUAAAGAUUUAAAAAGGUUGAAACUUUUGAAAUCUAAUAUUAAGCAAACCCUUUUUCUUAACUUUGAUCAUUUUUAGGCUUGUGUCUGCAAUUAUCUUGACAGGCAUUAUACUUUAAUGACUACAGAAAAAAAUGGCGCUCCAGUUCAAAAACUCACUUAUUCCAAGAAAAACUUAAUGGACUGCAUCAGCGCCUAAAAAAUGAUCUUGAGUGAAAACAAAAGAAGCUGAAAUCUUUAUUUUUAGAAAAUAGUUACCCAAUAUACAUGGACCAUCUUCUUGACCUCUAAAUGUAUGUCUUAGUGCGGAAAAAAUAAGAUUUGCUCAGUUAAGUUUAGAACGCUCCACGCGCGGCAUGUGCGGAAAAAAUAAGAUUUGCUCAGUUAAGUUUAGAACGCUCCACCCGCGGCAUAGUGACCAACGCGCGACAAAGAAAACCCCUGUUGAUCAAGCAAACUCUAAGAUCACGUUUCACAUUAUCACGAGUUUAUAAGUCGUGUUUAUUUCAAACAUUUAAGAGAGUCUUUCUAGACUGCUUGCAGCCAGCCUUUUUUUUUUUUUUUUGCAUAGACCAUUGACAUGAGCGCUAAAUGUAAGUCUUAGUGCGGCAGAAAAAAUACAAUUUUAAAACUUUCCAUGCGUGGCAUAGUGACCAACGAGCGACAAAGAAAAGAAGGAAAACCCCUGUUGUUCAAGCAAACUCUAAGGUCACGUCUCACCAUAUUACGAGAUUCUAAGUCGUGUUUAUUUCAAACAUUUAAGAAAGUCUUUCUAGCCUGUUUGCAGCCCGCCUUUUCUCUUAAAAUCUGAUCUGUUUAGUUCUUAUUCCAGCUAGCGAGAUUGUAAACAACGACUUUACAAUAGAGAAUUUACCCUGGGUGCCAGAGACUUUCCAUGCCCCCGCUUUCCGUUUUUCGGCCAAAGAUUUUCAGUGAAAUCAGUGAAGGUCGAGACGCCCUCGUUUAGCCGUUCGCGGCCGCUCGUCUGCAUGGUUUAUGCCUUGGGUAACUUUGUAAAGAAAAAUAAAAGCUGACUGCUCGCAGUUUAUAGUCGUUCAGGCAACGAAUACAUUUCUCUUGUAACAAAAAGGCCUUCCGUUGGAAAAAUAAAUAUUGUACUAAAAAAUGUUGCCUAAACCUUCGCAAACUGACUAAAGAAUUCUAUGUAAGAUUUGUUUUCGGAAUAAUUGUUACCAUUUAGUUUGCUUCGCUUUUAGCCAAAUAUUAUAUGACACACGAUUUGCAGCUCACACGCAAAUUGUUCCCACGCGUUUUAUUCGCCGUUUGUCGCGCCUUGCUUUGAAAGGUCCCUCGAAUUUUUUUUCUGUGUUUCCAUUGAGUUCAAUGAAUCAAAUUUCUAAUUAAUUUUGUUAAGCUGUCAAGCGAUGACUUGAGAAUAAAAUGAAACAUUCAGUCGUUAUGAUUUAGAGAGGAUCGUCUUCUUGUCAACACGUCUUUUGUUUUACAUUGCGCAAUCGGUCAUUUCAAAUGACCGACUUCGCCGAUCUCUAUUAAAGUCUUGAGGAUCCUAAUGGACUUACUUGGGAUCACUCACCGUUUCUGGGAACGGAGUCAUCUUUCUACCGACGCUCAAAAAUAAAUAAAUAGGCACUCGAAUUUUCAAGCGGUUCUUCAACACUCGACGAGGACGACUCGAUUUUCACUCCAGGACUGGACGAGGACUCGAUGACUCUGCGAGGAUGACUCGAUGAGGCACCAUAACUACACGAGGAUGACGCGCUGAGACACGGUUGACUCGACGACGACGACUCAACGAGGCGAUGACUCGACGAGGAUGACUCGGUGAAGUUGACUCGACGAGGUCGACUUAACGAGACGAUGACUCGACGAGGCAAGAUGUGUCGACGAAGACUACUCGAUGAGUCACGGCAAGGGAUACUUGAACCUAGUAGUCAGGGUUGUUGACAAUUGAAAGGGACAUUUGUUUUGCGAAAUUUUUUUUUUCCAGUAUUUGAAUUGUUAAAUCUUUAUUGAAAUUAUGGUCAUUUAUCCAAUUUUUAUUCGGCUGUUUUAUUUUACUCAUCAAUCCAUUGUUCUGAAAUGCUAAAGUUUCAUAUCAUUUUCAUCUACAUAAUUAUUAUAUGUAUAAGUUAGUCAGCCUUUGACUUUUUAUAGUUCAGGAAUAGACAGUACUAACGGUAUUGGCGGUCUCAUAGGCGCGUUAACACGUUGGAUCAGCCUGUAAACCCAACCUUAUUUUUUCUCGUUCCUAAGAAAUAUGUGCUCGUGUUUCCAAUGUACAUGUUGCAGAGGGUUACCUAUUUUCUGGCAGCAGCAGGAAUAGUUGUAAGAAGUACAAGAUUGGGAAGAUUAUCAUUCAGACAAUACCUGCGUGCAAGAAUCUAGAGGUUUAAGAACUUUCUGACGGAAAUUUGCCAUCCUAAUACUCACAACUAUACUGAAUAUAUAACAACCUUUUUAGCCCCAAAAACGGAAGAAAUCAAGCAGGUUCUUAAAAAAGGAGUUUGAAGUUUGCAAAUUGAUAAGACAAGAAAAUACUGUAACAAACUGUACCACUGUGAGUCUUGUAAUUCCAGAACAAAAACAGGGUUAUAAAAAGUACAGAUUGUAAUUGUCUUCGUUUCGGGUCGGGAAAUCCAUUUUCUUUAAACUUUGCCCAUGAAUAUAUCUUAGUCUGCGACACUUGUAUUACUGUACCAGGUCAAAAUUAAGAAAUGGCAAACGUGCAGCGUGCAACCAUGGAGUUAUGGAUGCACGCGGGAGGUUGCUAAGCACGAAAGAAGCCUAAGAGUCCGGCCGAGUGCGACUCCGAGCUUCUUGAGUGCUUAGCAAACCUCCCAGGCGCAUCCAUAACUCCAUGGUUGCACAGCUGCAACGUUUACCAUUUCUUUUAUAACAUAAUCAAAAGAGAAAAACAUCAUUUUCCAUUUGCCUUCGGUUGAGUCAUCGGUCCGAGUUCAUGUAUGCUGCCAUCUGUCCGCCUCUUUGAGUUUUUCUUUCGCUGAAUCAACCGUUCUCCGUCUUCAGGUAAAUUGCAAAACGUUUUUCGUUGUUAUUCUGAAUGACAUCUGCCUACUUGCUCUUAAUAUUGGGGUAAAAACUCUGAGGGAAAACUAUAGCUGCAGCUAUAAACACCAUGCCAACUAAAAAGACUCUAAAAAGUAAGCUAAAAACUAAAGUAAAUGAAAUAAUUAUCAAGCUUAUUUAUGUGACAAUUCUUGAAAUAAACGUAAAGUAGAAAUGAGAAAAUUUGACUGUAAUUCCUUUAGAAUAACAGGUAACACUAAUUUUAAAAAGAAAUUAACUCGCUUUGUAUCGAAAUCUGUCUGGGGAAAUCCAGCUAUGAAAGUCAAACUUGCAACUGAAAUUCGCCGGCGCUGAAGCUGUCGUUUUUCGACCGUUCUCUAAACGACUGUUAUGAAUGAACACUGAGGAACAAACUAAUACACACAGAAGUUUUUUUUGGAAAAACUUAUUUGAGAACCCAAAUGUUUCUGUACUCAAAUGAAAUUUGCUUAUUCUAGCGUAAUGUGCCCGUUUAAACUCAACUAAAAUUUUUAAUCGAUGCGAUCAAAACUUCACAACAAAGCUGUCUCUAAUUUGAGCGUGUUUCCUAAAACAUUUGCUUGAAUUUAGCAUCAGCUUGACCAAAAAGUCAAUAACACAAUGCUAAUUGAUAAACUUACAUUUCAAACAGACUUUCUCUUCUAUAAAAUACACACAAAAUCUACCUUAAAUCGUCGCUCGCUAGAAUUUCCUUCAGCCGAUUCUAGCGGCGAGGAAAACAGCGAUUAAUUCAUCCAGGGCAAAUUUGUCGCUUGAUCUUUUGUCUUUUUUUCCUUCAAAACGUCAGCUUAGUAUUUUAUUCAAAUUCCACUUUUCAUCUGUGCAUUUCAUCGGUGUAUUUUACCGUCCGGAGAGAUUUGUUGAAUUUGCCUAAAUUUUACCGCGCUAGCUCAGUUUUUUGGCGUGCACCCACGGCAAAUGGGAGUGGCUAACUGACCAAUCAGAGCGCGCAGUUUACUUUUGUUAUGUUAUAAUAAAUAUUGCCAGGCAAAACGGCUAUGCCAAGCAAAACGUCAUUCUGCUGCAUUUUUUAGCAAAUGAACCGCGCCGCGAACUAUCAGAAAUUAGGAAAAAAGAAAAACCUUUUACACCCAGGGUACUAUCCGUGAGAAUGCAGAACUGAGUCCAGCAAUUAAGACGAAACAUAGCAGGAAAUCAUCACAUUCAUUCAAAGUACGUCAUUCAAACAAAGCUUCUUCCUUGAGCAACGUUGAUUCAGUUGUUGGAUGUUCGCUUAAAUUGUUUGGAAGUUUAGCCAGAGAUUUCUUUGCCACACUUCCAAAAGUAAACAUGAAAGUCGAGAUCUCCGAAUUACAACCCGGGAUUUUAUUGUUUGUUAUGAACAUCGCAACCGGUUUUGUAAUCUCAUGCGGUGAAGUUUUUCAAUGCAGCCAACCAAGUUCACUGUUACAGCGUUAAUUCCCUGCGGACGUGGGAGUAACCAAUCGGCGACCCAGUUCAAAUUCUGAACUGAUUUCUCGCUUGGAAAUGAGGUUGCUUGCUUGUGUGACCAGAGGUCCGUCUCCGGAGCCUUAUCAAACCGUAAGCACGGUUUAUUUCAUAUUAGGUAGUUUGAGAACGGACCUUUGGAGCCAUGGUAACCAAUCAAAUGAAUCAUACAAAAAAGCAAUUGUAGCCGGCCGAACAUGGCUAAAUAUACAUAUAAAUAUCACACAAACUUAUUAAUUUAUUCAUUUGUUCGUCGCAUGUGAAAACAGUGAAGAUCGACGUUUGUCCCGGAGACGAUCUUCAGGCGUUCUAUCCGUCUGAGGCAGACGCAGAAUGUGUUGGACGAUCCAAACUCAUUCAGACGAACUUAAUUAACCGAUCCAGAGGUCGAACUUUUCAUGAACUUAACGCACUAAGUUUGGUUCGUCUCAUGAAAAGUUCGACGUUUGGCCUAGGCCUUACUGAUAUUUUACUGUUAUUAAACUUAACGUUUGGUGAUUCCUCGAUUUAGCUUGUAUAUCAAUUACAAUACAGAUUAGCAUGACAAAUUAAUGCCCGCCAAAGAGAAGACCCGAUUUGAGCAAAAAUAGGGUUAGCAUCCCAGUCAAUUUCGUAAGGUUUGGUCACGAGUUCCUUCCGUCAUUCGUGGGGAAGGAACACGUGCCGAAGCCCCAAGAUCAACGCCAGAAAGAUCGGAGUAAAUCCGUUAUUGUCUUAGUGGGAAAGGCGUAAAAAGAAAUGCAUAGGAUAUAAAAAGGUGAAAGGAAAAAUAUUUUGAUGAGAAAGUACAAAUGCCUCAAGUUUUGUGUUGUUGUUGUGCUAAAAUUGAAUGUUGAAAUUGUCCUUGAACUCUUAAAGAAGUAGCACCAGACCUCAGUCAUUAUUCUCUUUUGUUUGCAGAAGAAAUCGGCUUUGUUCCCAAUGAAAGAACAAACAACCUACCAAUACUGUUUCAGAACAGGGCACAUGUUCCGCUACAUAACUGCUCUAUACCUGAUGACUGGUUGUAUCCACUUUGUAAAUACAAAAUUGAGGUAACUACACUAUAUAUGGUAAAAGGUGCCUUUAACCAAUUCUGUAAAACGAGCCAAAAAAUGUUUAGUAGAGGCAAAGAAGUCUGUUAGGAGCAGGAUGUGGUAUUUACUACCGAUCCAUCGAUCCGCAGAUCCACUGAUCUAAACUGGUUCUUGAAGCAGUGAGGCGAAAAACAAAUCAAAAUUAAGUAAAGAAAAAAGAUAGCCCGACAUCUCGCUUUGAAACGCCAACCUUUUUCACCGGCAACAUUUUUUCAGUCAUGCAGGAAUUACACUGGAUUGGGGUGCUGUAUCGUGCGACCGGUAAUCUUACUUUUCAAUUUAACAGAAUUAAUAAUUUCUUUUCCAGAUGAAUCUGAUAUGCUGGCAUGCACCGUCCUAAAAAUAAUAAUCAUAAUCAUAAUCAUAAUGAUAAAAAAAAAAUGUUAGAAUAAUGAUUUAAAAAAAUGUUAUCAAUAACCUUUGAAAUUGUCGCAAUAUUUGCCUAUUCUUAUUCCGGAAUACCAUCAAUCCAACGCAUCCCAAAUUGUCUUAACUAAGGUAUAUGUUGUUGUUCAUCAAUUUCGAUCGACGAUGGCACGAGGCGAAAGGACUGGUGCAGUGUGGAGCUGUGGCUGGACUAUCCAAUACGGGUGCGGACUGCUCUGUCGUAUUCUGGACACUGGUGAAUUUCUUGGGCAGAUGGCAAGGAGAUGACUUUGCGCUUGCAUAGCUGAAGUUUCCUCUACGCUUCUGCUCUUCUUCUCGAAUAGGACAGCGACUUCAUUAAUUUUUCUACGCCAGGUUGGUAGGUCAAGUGCCAGAGUCUCCCAGGUUUCACAGCAAAACCAAAUGCCCAGCGACUGAUUGAGACAGUCCUCGUAGCGCUUCUUCUGUGCACAAUGGGAAAGUUUCUCCUUGACUAAUUCGCCUAAGGACAAUCUUUUUGGGUAAGAGUGUGUCCCAUUGUUCUAUGAUAGCAAGCCCACCUAGCCUGGGCUCUCUAGAGCAGAGUGCAUGGCGUGCGAGCUAGAAAAAAUCAGUGUCAGGGACUUCGUCGCACAGGUUAUCUUCAACUGUUUUCUUAGGCAUUUAUGGUAAAAUCGGUUAAUCUCUUGGACGUGACGCUCGUAUAAUGAGCAUGGUUCACAGGCAUACAGUAAUGAAGACAGAACCGCUGCCUUGCUCGUGAGUUUUUUCAGCUGCCUCUCUUUUGCCAAACCGUGUCACUAAGUCGUCCGUAAACUGGGCUGAACUUGGCAAUGCGUGAAUUGACCUCGUCGUCCAUUUGGGCAGAUUUGGAAAGUGUGCUGACUAGGUACGUCAACCUCUGUCAGCGGUCUUGGAAAUUUCCUCUUUGACAGUGUUGGCUGGUAUACCACACGCGUCGUCUGUGUGGCAGACUGGUGUAGAACGUCAGUUUUUUUGGCACUGAUUGUACCCCCCAAGGUUAUCGCAAGCAGUAGAAAAACAAUCUAUUCUCAAUUGCUUAUAGGUUUUGGUGGCAGUGUUAGGCGCACAGUCAUCUGCGAACAGGAAGUGACGCACUGUAACUUCGUUGGCCUUGAUCACUUAUACCUGUAGCCUACGCAAGUUGUAUAGGUUUCCAUAUAGAUACCACUAUGACUUUUUUUCUUCGACAUUGUAGACGGCAUCCGUCAACAUGGCUGUGAACAUCAUGUUGAAGAGUGUGGGAGCAAGGACACAUCCUAAGGCUUGCUUUACUCAGUUAGUGAAUGAAAAUGCUUCAGACUAGUCUGAAGUUAGUCUAGUACUCAAGAAAGCAUGCCGUCGUGAAACUUACGCACCAUGCUCAUGAACUUAUCUAGACAGCCAAACGUUGCCAUGAUCUUCCACAGGCCCUCGCAGCUAACAGUGUCAAAGGCUUUUGUCAGAUCUACAAUUGUUAUGUAGAAAUCUUUAUUCUGUUCUUGACGCUGUUCCUGGAGUAACCGUGUAACAAACACCAUGUCCACAGUUCACGGCCCUUCAUACGCCACAGUGACUUUCUGGGAGAUGGCCGUCCUCCAAGUGCUGAGUAAGGCAGUUGAAGAAGACGCUUAACACGAUCUUGUCAGCGAUUAUUAGGUGAAAAUCCCUCAGUGAUUAUCGCAUGACUGUUCAUUUCCCUUUAUCUUGUAGAGAUUUCAACAAAGGCAACCUUGACCUCCUUCUGUCAGACGGACUGAAAAUGUUCGGCUAGUUUUUUGUAAUGAGAAUGGCCCUCCUGCCUUGAAGGCUUUAGCUGGGGUGGAUUAUGAUCACUUUCUAAAAGUCCGAUUUUACUGGAGGCUUUGAUAAGGAUUUGGUGAUCUCGACUUGAGGAAUACAAGCAUAAAUAUGACUUCAAAAUUGAUAGAAAUUAAAAGGGCAUAGUUAGGACACUGUUGAAAAUUUGAGCCAUUUUUCCAGGAUGGCAUUCUUAUCAGUGACCAGAGCUGUCCCUUCAGCGUUAUGUUCCAGGGGAUUGGGGCCAAUAGAAGUCUUCAGGGCAUCAGAGAAGCGUUAAGUGUUGUUGUUGUCAGCUUCAUAUUGAAUCCCAUCUGCGAUUUUGCUGAGCCAGGAGUCCGGUGUCUCUCUGAGCUUGGAUUGCACCUUUUUUGGUGGAAUAUUAGGCUGCUUUAUAGGAAGCAGAACUGCUAUCUUGUUGAUGUGAAGUGUGGCGUUUCUCGUCAAGCAGCUUUUGGACUUCUUCAUUGUUCUCAUCAAACCAGUUUUUAUGUUUGCGUGUAUUUCUGCCAAGUUGAGGGAAUGCGGUAUCGUAUACCGUAUCUCUCUCGAACGUAAUGCCUUUCUAACUUUCUGACAUAAAGCCGCUUGUUGGUAUUUUUAGCAUGUGGGCGCCAUCUGGGCAGGAUGUGACGUGUUGAGUUUUGAGAUGAUGAGUCCGGUCAAUCCAGCAGUCUGCGCUGCACAGCCCAUCUCUUCUGCUGACGAUAACAUAAUCGAUUAGAUGCCAGCGGUUGCUGUGUCGUCAUUGUCGGCGCAUAUGCACUGAUAAUGGUGUCGUAGUAUGAGGCCAUCACUGAAUCCUUUGAGAAGGUUUUUAUAAAGUUGAUGAGAUCUAUUCUCACAGAAAAUCCCAUUCCUACUUCACGAAGUUCUUCACUGUGACGACCAAUCCAGAAAAACUUGUAACCAGGUUUAAAUACUGUGACUAUCGUCAGCUGACCUUCCAAAACUGGGUUAGAAUGUUGUACCCGCCGAGAUCUGUUACAACAAUUGUUGUCUGUCUCACAGGUUAUCAGCUUUAGGUCUUUCUGUGAGCUUCAACGCAUACCAUGAGUCGGUAGUCAAUGAUAUUUUAUCUUGAAAUUUCGACGGCAUAAACUGCAUCUCCGCCUGCCCGGGUAAGCAGGCCUGGGUAAGGCGAAGACGCGCAUGUUUAGGGCAACUUCUCUAAUCCCUUUCUUAGGCCAUGGAAGUUAAUAGAGAGAUUCCUAACGAGGACUUCUCCUCAAACACCAAGUGGGGUCCAAACUCCACCACUGCCUCGGUUCAGUAGAAAGCGACCCUAAUGUCAUGGGCCGUUGGUGUACAGGUUCUGAGACUACACCUUCCAGUCAACCUCCACCUGCUACUUCGUCACUCUCGCAUUGCCACAGGGCUUAAAAGAUUGGGGGAUGGUUGUGGAUUAACUUGCUAUAGAAUCGGAUGAAGGCGAGGAAAUGUUUCGCAGCGUCGUCAGCGUCACUCUCUAGUCCUGAGUUAUCUGUGCCAAGCGGAAAGACAUGGUCAAGGCGACUGGAGAUAAAGCAGGAUGAAGUAGAUAGCCACCAGGUUUGAGUUUUUCCACCAGUGCCCUUAAGGCUCCACACCAUCAGUUGCUUGCUGGCCGUUGGCUCACAACGAGCUCAUUGAUAAGGAGACCAAAGUUGUCAUGGCAGCAUAUACUUUCGCUUAGUCAAGCGACUAUGUUCAUAUAUCUUUCCCAAAACUAAAUAAUGCGCAUUUUAAAAAUGCAUGGUUUUACAAUCAUUCGAAAAGAUUCGGAAGCAGUUAUAAUUUAUAAGCCCAGCCUUCCAUGAUCAGUCAGUAGUACACAGUUCAUAUACAUUCAGAAGCAUGUGCAUAAGCGUCCAACUGGCUAUUUGCUCGAUGACGCUAUUUUACUAAUUCUACCAGAAUGCUUCAGUUUUUUGCUUUCUUGUGCAAAUCAGACCUUCUGCUGUUUUAAUCCUGGCUGGGAUUUCCACAUUUAAAUAUGAAAAGAAACACGAACUGUAUUUGGGUUUUACUAUUUCAAAACAUAACGCCAUACUCCUGAUAAACUGUACCGUGUUUAAAUAAAGUAUUAUUCUAUUCUAUUCUAUUCUAUUCCAUUCCAUUCCAUUCCCUUCCCUUCCCUUCCCUUCCCUUCCCUUCCCUUCCAUUCCAUUCCAUUCCAUUCCAUUCUAUUCUAUUCUAUUUCAUCGUACAAAUGGCCUAUUGCAAGUUUACGGAAUGAGCAGCCAGCUUAGACAUCAACACAUUCUAAAUCUAACCGUCCUCUUAUGUCUAAAUGGUUUACCAAUCUAAUUAACAAAUCUAGGCCAAAGGUACAAUAUAAGAGUCACCAAACUUUCUCGCGCUGACCUUUCUAUUUCUCUUUAUUUAUAGUGGAUGAAACAAAUGUGGUCAAAAAACAGAGAGUGUUACGUAAACCAGCAUGGUGUAGAUCCAAAGGAUAACUGCAAUCUGCUGAUCUAUUUCAGUGAGGUGAUUUAAUUUAAAAGUGAUUUGUGUAAUGUACAAAUUGUGCCUCGCAUUCCUUUAAUGGCCGUUCACCUAAAUUUGUAGCUGGGCUACACUACUAUGGGGUGGGUGAUACAUCGACGUUACACAUGCAUAUUAUUCUAUAAGGACAGGUUGCAAAGUUUGGAAGAUAAUGGCCAUAGGCCUACCAUCUUGUUCUAGCUCCCCUAGUUCAGACAGACUUCGGUUAUGCAGGAAAUGAGAUUAUAGAGUCUUCGAGAGCCCAUGGUGAAUUCUCCAAAGAUUAGAGGCCCUCUUAUAAGAAGAGUGCCUUACAGUGCUGGAAACUGCGAGAGCAACUUGAAUUGAAUGACGAGGGAUCCAUUAUUGCUUCUGUUCCUCUACAGGGAAGAAAUUUGAAGCAAAGAAAUGAAAAACAUGCGCAGAGUACUUCUCCCAGAGUAUAAGAUAUUUCUGCUUUACUUUAGGCUAUCCCUUCAUUGUCAGCCAAACCUUUUGAAAAAUAGUAAGGUUUCUUAAUAUAUUGAAUGGUCCUGUGGCUUUAUUUAAUUUUCAUUUUGAAAUUCUUUUUUCUUACUUUUUAAGGUGGAGAAAUGGUGUCCAACGUUACCUUGGCGAAGACAUUUCUACCCUUUUAAAAAGCACAGUAAUAAACUGGUUUGGAGAUUUAAUAAUCAUUUACUUCAGUCUUAAAAACAAUUACCAGUGAUAUCUUCGCCAGUGCAGUAUGAACGCUCUUUUAACUUCAUGUUUUAUUUGUUAGAACCGCAACGAGAGUCGGUAUGACAGUCAGGACAAUUUGUCUUAAACUUCUUUAUUCCAAGAAGAAAACAUGAACGUACAAAACGUAAAAAUAUAAAUAAACAUAGAACUGAUGCUUUGCUUUUACGAAACACCCCGUCUAGUGGUGUAAAAACUAGCGUGUUUUAACUGCCUGAUCAUUUUCCUGAAAAAAAAAAGCGUGCUAGUGGCUUUUCUUUCCUGAUUAGAAGGCAGGAAAUUGUAUCAUUCCACUUCAACCUGGUAAAAAACUAAAAUAGAUGACUUUUACUUCACAGCUUUAUGUCCGAGACGAUCUCACAGAAUUGAUGCACAAAUUGAACGAAAGUAAAUACCAGUUCAUGAGAGACCGUAUUUCAAGACUUUGGCCAGAAUGGAGGGCUGCAGCUAAGAAGCUUGAACAGCAAAAACCAAGCUUUGGAAAUCGACAGAGAAAAAACGUAUGUUUGACGAAUAAAGUGAAACCUCACUAGUGCACGCUUUAAAGAGGUGUGAUUCACAUUGGUUUUUGUAUUCAUUAUCUUUGUCAUUUUAAUCAUCAUCAUCGUGACCAUCGACGUCGUCGUCAUCGUCAUUGCAUUAUCAUUGUCAUUGUCAUUAUCAGUUUUGUUAUCUUUAUCUUCAUUAUUAUUACAGAAAAUCAUAGAUAUCGAAAAAAGUUCGGGUCUUUGCACGCUACGUCAGGAACAACGACGAAAGCCUUCCCAACAUUUCCUGAAAAAAAUGUUAUAGACUUAAUGGAAUGGUUUUAAAUAUGUACCAAUAGCGAGGACAUAUGUAUGAUUUUUAUUCGUUUGGUUAUUCUUGGACAACGUUUUUGGAGGUUAUUAAUAAUAAUAAUAAUAAUAAUAAUAAUAAUAAUGCAGUAGAACCUCCCGUAAGCGACCACCCAAAAUGCAAAGACGGAGUGGUCGCUUACGGGAGGUGGUCGUUUACAAUAAUUGAACCGCGGGGGUCUCCUCUGAGAAGAAGUCCAGGCACAUCUACUUUAUGGAAGAUAAUUUAUUGCAUGCAUUAUCUAAGUUGGGAUAUGUGAAGUUCCAUGUUGUCACUAAAGUUCGUAGUAGAUUCUAAUUAACAUAGUGCACACAGCGAAAUUAAAGAACAGAGAAUGCAUCAGGUGGUCGCUUACAAAAGGUUAAAAACGAUGGAAAAUCAUUCACUGUCAGGCCUAAAAAGAGGUCGCGGUCGCUUACAGGAGGUGGUCGUUUAGUAAAAGUUGCAACUGUAAGGCUUUGACUGGGAAAAUUUUGGUGCUUCGGAUAGGCGGUCGCUUAUGGAAGGUGGUCGCAUACGAGAUUUGGUCGCACAUGGAGGUUGUACUGUAAUAAUAAUAAUGAUGAUAAUAAUGGUCUUUAUUGCACACAAGGUAAAGAUACAUAUCUUAUGUUACAACUGUCAUGAAUACACUAAUCAUAGAAUCCUAACUACAGUAUAACCUCGAUACCUUGAACUCGAUCGGAUAACUCGAAUUCCCCUCUAACUCGAACUACAUUUCCUUUCCCUUGAUCAAACAUUUCACUGAACUUCAGCCCGAUAACUCCAUUUCCCCGCUAACUCAAACUGCUUUUCGUCUCCCCUCAGAGUUCGAGUUACCGGAGUUCUACGUACUAAGGUUUUGUUUAAAUACAUUAAUCUAUUUACAAAGGUAGACAUGAAACGCUCAGUGAAGGCAAUUGAUAGCCAGAUCUGAGUGAAAUGUGCAAAACCUCACUCCCGAAAAUACAAAAAAAUCGAAUGGAAAUUAUUAUAAAAACUCCAACAAUCUUGAAUGGCAAUGAAAUCUAGAAUUUUUUCAUCUCUCUCGGCCCAUAAAAAUUUUCUUGGCAAUAUCUUUUUCUUGUAAAAAUUAUUUGUCUUGGAUCAGCCUGUUAAAAGAUAUAAUCAGCAUCCAUGUUUGAGGUUGAACAAUUUUGUUUCGAUAUUAACUCACAAGAAUUAUUUAAGCUUUAUUCUAAAGAAAGACAAACAGAAGGUUUAUUCCAUCUCCUCUAAUUUUACCGGUUCCCUGGCUAGAUUUUACUAUUCAUGGGAGCCUUUGCGUUCUAUAAACAAUGGCUGGAAAAAGCGUAUGAUGGGGUGUCUCUAGGGGAGAUGGUGCAGUGGAGUGAUCUGAUAGCUUCAGUGUACGUCCUUGGACAUAACAUCACUUUAUCAGCCGAGCAAGAUACAAUAAACAGGUACUUCAGCACAUUGAGCAUAAAAAAGUAUAACGACCAGUGGGCUAAGCUAAAAUUAAUGUUUUGGUUACUUCAGGUUACUUCAGGUUCCCGCGCCCGCUUAAAAAAAUGGCCGACAAACGGGGGAAAAACUCCCGAAAGGUUUCAAAGGUUGAAACCAGGAAUCUUACCUAAACACUGAGCAGGAUAUUGUUGCCUUACCACCCGGGCCAAACGUAACGUUAUGAAGCCCUUUGACGUCCUCGCAACUUCUUGAAGUUGUCACUUCAAAAAACGAUAAAUCGUUGACCCUCUGCACGGUAAACUUAUAAUGCAAAUAGGCUUUUAAAAUUCUUACUUUAAAAGUCUAGAAUAAACAGUGAAAAAUAUUUCCGAAUAAAAUUGAUUAACUGCGUAUCGAAAAGUGUCGAAAACCUGAACCUGACAUCGUCGCAAAAAGUGAUGCGUGUAAUCAAUUUGAGAAGCAUUUGAGCUUAAAUUCAGCUUGGAUGUUGUAGUCACGAUCGUUUUUUGAACUAAUUUUAUACUUGAACAAACUCAAAACAGUAGACAGAGAAGCCGUCUCUUGAAAAUUUUUAUUCAAAAUCCAAAAAGUUAAUCCUUUAAAGCAAUUCGGAAAACACUAUCCCGAUCGUGGAUCCGUUCACGCAAGUGAAAUCGGCUGAGCACGUGUGGCUCUUGACAAAACCCAUCUCAAAUAGGGGCACAUUUUGUAAUUUUUCUUUAGCGCCGAAGAGAAAAAUUUAUAAAACGUCUACGAAACAUUUAAAAAUACAUAAAUUCCCUUUCCAAAACGUAAUUGUCUUGGCCAUACAGUGCAAAAUGUACCUGAAAAUUCAGCAAAAACUUCACUGCCUUAGUUGCAUUUCAAAACAGACCAGAGAUCCGGCUUGAAGAAAACAAGGUUGAAUUCCUCGAAGGACGGUUUCUUGAUGAAAAGCUUCCCUUCCUCCCCAAAAAGAAAGCUGAGCAUUCUUUUAAACUUUCUCUUUCCACUUUUUUGUCUUUUAACGGUGUAUUUUUAAGCCUGAAAAGCAGAACUCUUGUCUUAAAACAUCUGCAUGGUGAUCACACGGCAGCCAUUGUGUUGAAAAUAGAUAUCUGUCACCAAGGUUUCCAAAUAUGGUAAAAGUGAAUAUUCACGAGAAUUGAACGUGACUUACACGUUUCAACCCCUGAUGAGUUUUUGGUUCUAGCGAGUAGGAAUUUUAAAAUAAAAAAGAUUGAACUACGUGUUAGUUACAACUAACGUUUGCUAUAAGAAAGGGAAUAUCCAGGCUGAUCGGAGAGCUGAAAAUUAAAGGAAAAAAACUAAUAAAUUCUAAUGAGAAAUGAUGUAAUGUAAUGAUGUAACAUGUCACGAGCACAAGACAAAGAAAAAACUGAGUUCCCGAUAGGAACUGAACUUAGGACCUUCCGUCCACCGGUCGGAUGCUCUAACCACUGAGCUACGAAGGACUCGUGACGAGCUGGGACAGAAGAAGGUUCAUGUAUGACAUGCGUCCUGCGUACUGCUAGGAUCAGCAAUGUCGAAAUCGUCAUGCGUGUGAUAAUUAAAGAAAUCCAAUGCUAAUUCAAUGAAACUAGAAACCAAAAUGAAAGAACACAAUUCAAGUGUUUCCAGAAACUGUUCAAAGUCUAUGAGAAAGUAUGAAUGACUAGCGUCACAAGGGUGCUCAUUGAGAGCCCUUCAGCUUCCAACGGUGAGAGUCCCGUUAUUGGUCUGCGCUUCACACUUCUACCAGUCCUCUCGUCUACCAUUCUGAUUAGUCCAUCCUGUCCUGGAUACACUGCCUCGAUCCGUCCUCUUUUCACUGAUUUUACUUCCUUGUAAGCUUCUGGAGCUUUUCCUUACUUCCUUUCUGGCCACGGCUCCUCUUCACCCUCAUGUAGAAACAAGGGUCCACGCCACCAGCAGUUGUCCCAUAUUAACUAUUAACUUAUCAGCAGGGUUAAGUUUAGUUGGAAUGUACCCUCACUGAUUUGGACUUGAAUCGUCGUAAUUUUUCCACCCAGUGGAGACAGCUGUUUGUAGUUUCGGCUCUAUCCUUGAACCCAAACGCCCGACAUUUGCGCUGUCCACCUAAAACGUGGCUUUACCCAUGGGAAUCUCGAGUGCUCUGCUUAUCUGCAAUGUUACAUCUCCGACUCCACCAAUCACUUCUUUCUUAGGGUAAAUCAAAUGAUAGUUAUCUGUCCCAAGCAACACAUCAAUCCUCCCCCUUCUGGCCAACUUCGAAAAUGGUAUGUCCUGCAAAUGGCUCCACAGGCCCUUUUUCUCGACCCAAAUGCAAUCAACAGCUUUCAUCCCACCACAAAUCUUUUCCCAAGUCUGUGCAUCAAUCUCGGUGUGCACUCGUCCAUCUACACUCUCUAAUCUAAUGUUUAAUAUCAUUGAGGGAAAACUAACUUGCUAAUUGUUGGUAACGUUUACAGUUAUUAACUAUUAAUCUCUCCUUUGACACCGAGUUCCUCAACUACAUCUUCAUCCACGUAUGUGGCAUCCUACCCUCAUCUAAAAAGAAACAAUUCACGAGUAAGCGCUUCUUACCAUGCUUUAGAAUUACACGAACAGUUCGUAGCGCCAUCUUUUUUUCCUUUAGUAUCUUGAGCGAAAUUGAAUUAGCGUUCAGUCAGGGAGAUAUCCUUUUUUGGAUAUAGGUAUCGUGCGUUGUGAUUGGUUGAGAUCAAAACCAAAACAAAGUAAAUUUGGUCGAGAGCUACUGGAAAUGAGUAAAAUUUAAACAAAUUGUUGAUUUUGAAGGAUGCAAUUAUCAGUGACGUCAUCAUAUAUCCAGAAAAGGAUAUCUCCCGGGCUGGUGUUAGCAUCCUCCCGUGGUGUUUCCGCUCCUUGAAGUGCCAUUUAUGAGAGCUGUUUGGAUUUCCUGGCUUUGUUGGUUUCUUCCCGCUCACUGAAUAUGGGCUGAUUAAGACUGAGUUCCCUGUGAACAAGGCUUAGAUAGGUUUCCUGUUUGGUCUCCAUGUAACAGUCGGUUAUGCCUAUCCUUACAUCCGUUGAUAUUACACACUCUGCUUCUGGGACAUUCCUCGCCAAGAUGAUAAUCACCCCAAUACCUGUUACAGAGUCCUAGCUUCUUUGCAGUAUCCUAUUUCUCCUGAAUACUUCUUUUCUUAAAAAAUCGCACUUCCAGAUGGCGUGACUGUCACCAUACACCACAUAAGCCUCUUUCUUCUUACCAUCAACUUGGUUAGUUCCAUAGGAUCUACCCCUUCUCCCGCCUGAUUGGCAUGACUUUCAAGGGAGGUUUCCUGACUUCAAACCGUGUUUAAGUUCUGUGGCUUGCAUCUGAUAUUCAGCUUCUGUGAUGGUCCAAUAUUUAAGUAUAAUUACGGACUAAACCUUCUGAUUUUCCUUAACCCAUCGAUAGUAUUGAUCCAUUAGUUUCUCAGGCAGUUUAUCUAUUGAAUAAUAGUGUAAAGUGUUCUUUCUUCUAAAACCGCCUCUCUAUUGUUCUCCUGCAAAUUGAUGAUUACUGCCCGCUUUACUACGUUUGCAAACGUUUCCAAUUCUUAGGCCUUUUCUUCUCUUAAAGGUUUCAUUUCAAGCAACUGUUCUACAUGGCACCGGAUUUCCCGUCUAUUUUCCUCCAUAUUUCCUCACUAAUGUCGCUUUCACCGCUUCAUACGCAGCCUCAGAAUAUCCUAAACUUUCAAUUGUUUCUAAUGCUUCACCUGACAAACAGUCUUAACAUUUUGAACUGAGCAGACAACGCAGUUGCAAUUGCAUCCACGCAACUCGUGAAUGUUGUGUUUCACUUCUGAAAUUCAGUUUUGCUCCCACUAAAUGUUGGGAUGCGAACUGUUUCUAAGUUUUCUAUCCCACUUUCACCAUUUUUGUUAGUCAAUUUGGUGUUAGAAUUAAGUGAACUAACUGAAUAAACAUGUGUACCCACCGGCGAGGUGUUGCGUGAAAAAUAAACUGACGUCAACAUACGACGAGCGGCGUUAGAGGCCCUGCCAGGGUAAAUUCCGACAAGCGACAUGACCCAAAAAGUAGCGACAGAGCCUAAAAUGAAAUGGCGACAAGCGACAACCUCCCGCUGCCAAAUUGCGACAGUGACGGCAAAGCCGAGAAUAUGCGACAAAGAACGGUGGUUUGGCUAAUUUAUCACCAGUCUGAAUGCCUAGAAGAAGUAAUUUUCGUCAAUUUUCCUUGCGCUUCAGAGGUUGUCUCUCGUCGGGGAGUUUCAGUAGACCCUCCUGAGCGCGUCGCGUUGGCCCGUCGCGUAGUCUUCAUUUACGCAACCCCGCACAACUCCUGGGAGACCUUGGGACUAGGUUGUCCGUCAAAUAGGUUAAUUUACGCUCGCUUUACAUCUCUUGUAAUCACUACUUUCAUAUAGGCUAUGACGCACCUUGUUUUCCCCCUCAGAAUUUUGCAUAACCAAUGUUUCCAAAUUCUCCAGGGUAUUACAGUCGUCCCAAGAGAAAUCGAAAACAAUGCUUAUGCAAAGUUUUGGGGGGUUAACAAGGUGAAUUAUGGUCUAUGUGAAAAUGGUGAAUACUUUGCUUGUUUCUGAACUUCUCAUAUUCUUGUCGACCUCUGUCGGACGAUGACGACGGUGGAGAGACCAGGGACCAGGGGCCCGUUUCUCGAAAGUCCCGGUAACUUAACGGGCCCGGAAUCAUAUUUUUAAAUCAAAGUCUCAAGAAAAGUAGGGUGUGUUCUGACCUCUAAUGAAGUCCAUUUUGUUUCGUUAGCUAAUAACUCUACUGUAUAAUUUUCAAAACUUUUAAAACUCCCUUCUAAAAUGGAAAACAAAACAGCUUAACGGGCCCGGUAAUUACCGGGAGCUUCGAGAAACGGGCCCCAGGUAACUUAAACACCGCACAGCGUAGACCACCGUUAACCGGCCUUCACGUACGAUUUAUCAGGUCAGUUAGUCUUAAAAUGUUGAACGUGGAUCACUUAGGGUGUGCUGACAGUGUUCCUUUAAGCGAAUCCAAAAACGGAUUUCUGAUCCCAGAUUUGCCGGAUUUCGCGGUCGAAAGGAACGUGAAAUCCGAAAUUAGAUUUGUGACCUUGGUAACCUUUCGCAAACGCGUGCAAUAUGCAUGACAGACUGAGCCUCUCAAGAAAUGACAUGUUUUCUACUGUUUGACAAAUUAUGCGAUUAUACCGUGCAGAAUUUUGUGGUCGGCAGUUCGAAUAACGAUGAUGGAACAUAAACAGAUCAAAAAAGUAGCGUGUUAAAGUUGAAAAUUAUCUAAAGGUUGUCGGCUCAGUUUGAUCCAGUUUCGUAGCUCGGUUUUCUAUGUAACACGAUCGAGUGCCUAUCGCGUCCAAGAGCGAGUUUGUAGAAAGAUAGCAGUUAUUUGUCCCUUUUACUUAUUUGUGUUUUUAAGCAAUCUUUAGCGACAAAUGGUCAGCACAUGACAUUUACUGUACCACCAUGAGCAAUCUUCUAGUGUUUUCAGAUGUUUUACGGCAAAUGGCAGCAAUUAGGAAACUCUACGGGAAUACUUCAACUGGAAGUACAGCUGGCAUCUGACUAAUUUCGAAUCCACUGUGAAUGGAACAGCGUAGAUGACUAAUCCGUUAAUCUGGAUUCGGAUUCUUCGGAUUUCAAAUCCAAUGUGAAUCCUUUUUCAAAAAGGAUUCACCAGAUCAAAAAUCCGAAUUUGGAUUUGCCGAAAGGAACGUGAAAUCCGUUUUAAGAUCCAAAUCCGUUUCUGGAUUCACCGAAAGGAACACACCCUUAAUUGUGAAUGGCGAUGUAUAGGUGUUCUAUACACGAAAGGUUGACUGAGAAAUUGCUCAACUGUAAUGGUUUCUUUAAAACCCAUCGCUAUCCCCCUUUUCUAAAAUUCCGACAAAGACAAAGAAUUUUCGUUCAAUUUCCGACAGCGACGUGAAGCAUUAAUAAACACCGACACGAGACGUUUUAAAAUUCAGACGAGCGACAUGGGAGCCCUCCCUGGCAGGGCCUCGCGUUAGCUUCACUUUCAAUUCUCUUUUUUUUUUUUUUUUUUUUUUUUUUUUUAACUCGUCCGCUUCAUCCCCGACUUUCACCUGCAUUUCUAGGUUUUUCUCUUGCUGAUACAACGCCCCUAACUCUUCAAAGAUUUACAUGGUUUUUUCAUUAAGUCCUUCCAAACGUUCCAAUUUCCAGUUUCUAAUUCAUUUAGCUGGCUUGUUAUCGACGCUUUCAACUUACGUUUUCCAGCUUUCAAAUUUUCCACUUCCGCAACUGAACCUUCUUCUUUAUCUGACACGUUUACACUGAUUUUCUACUCAAAAACCACGAAAUUUCCUCAGAUAAAUUCAUGUCACCUUGCCAAAAAAGCACAACAACAACAAACGCUGCCCAAUGCUCCACAAACCUGAUCCAAAGAUGAUUUGAAAAUUGUUUUUCCUCUAAAAUUCCAGCUUUUAAUCCACUUUCUGUUUCAAAAUCCUGCUCGAAGGACCAUGGUAGUGUUUUUCCUUGGGUUUCCACUCAAUGUCCGCGAAGAAUCCCCUUCAACGAAUGCAAAAUGAAGUCACUACAACUUUAUUUUUUUGUCCAACAAACCCACAAACCUUUUUUAACAUCCGUGGACUCUAAUGUUGAACUGUCAAUCACAGAAAUACGCGCAAACUUAACUGUAAAUGGGGAAUACAAAUAAUCCUGAACAAUUACAUUUACUAAAACUCUCCGAGUUACAAUUAUUGAACUCGGUGAAUGGCUGUCCGCCCGGCAUUCUAUAUCAUUCAUCUUUUUUUUUUUUUCAGAUUGCUUGAUGCAAAGUCCGAAAAAAGACGGUGUGCAACUCGGCUUUUACAUAAGCCUUUCGAUUUGAUUUAUACUGAUUAUAUUGGUACAAAUUGCCUUGGUAACAAACUUGGAGCAUCAAGGACGCACUUUAGGUAUAAUCAGGAGAUUCUCUUAGUGCUAUAAAACAGCAUGGUAGUUUUUCCAUUAUUAUUGUUAUCCCUAUUCAGACCCAGGGGAGGGUUUUUCAGACCCCCCCCCCCCCCCCAUCCCACUUCAAUAAGAAGUUGAAUAAUUUAAAAACUAUUCAAGCUAUAACCGAGCUUUCCUGAGAACGUCAACAAUGACCUCACCAUGCGCCCGCCGAGUAUUGACAGCCUUGUUUUUAAACAUUUGCAGUUUCUAGAAAAAAUUAUUCCUUAUUAAAUGAUUAUAUUACGCUUAGUUUAGUAGGUAAGCACUAAAGGGUUACCCGACUAGUUGGGUCACCUUUCUUGCCGAGAAAACUUUUUGUUUCUCAUGUAAACGGUUCAACACGUUUUGUAAGGAAUUUUAUGAAAAGAUGGCUCACCCAAGUUUCUCGGGUAAGCGGGUGAUUCUUCACCGGGGACAACUUUUCUGCACACACAUUUGUAAACGAGGCCUUUAGAGAUUAAAACGACGAUCGCAUUAAUAUCUAUUCCUAUUAGGUUUAGCAAUGUUUGGCGUGCAAUGGGGGAAAAUAUAUACCAAAAAAAGUGCAGCACUACAGUUUUUGUUUAAUUGCUCAUUACUUUUUUUUUUUUAUUUUCACGUUUUUGUCGUCUUCGUGGUUACUCAAACCCGUUAUAAACGUUACCAUGCGUUACCACGCAAAAAAUCUUGAAAUAAGAUAAUUUCCUUCAAAAAAUUACCGAGGAUUUGAUGAAAAAGACGUAUGCAAAGUAGCUACCUUUAUAUACAUGUCAAUAGGGUGAAAUUUAAAUUUUACGAUAACUGAGCGAAUCCUCGAGCGCUGAUUGGUCGAGAGCUAUGGUCUACGAAAUUAUUAACCAUGAAAAUGACGUAACAUGUCACACAGAGCCGGUUGUUUUGUUCGCAGGAAACUAAGAAUAAAUGUUAUUGUAAAAACCAAAUCGACCACAAUAUUUCCUAUGUUCUACACUCUUAUAGACCAUAGAAAUGACGCCACAAAAUGUUCAAAACUUUGCAGUGAAACCAUUCUCCAGCGGCUCGUGGUUCCACUUGAGUUUUGAACAUUUUAUGUCGUCAUUUCUAUGGUCCAUAAGAGUGUAGACCAUCGAAAAUUGCGGUCUACUUGUUAAAGGAACAGUAUGAUUUCUGAGGUAGCAUCACUUGUUCUGUAAUGGGAAAACAAGGCAUACAAACUAAAAAGGUCUAUUGAUUUCUGUUGACUGCUCUUUUAUCGAUAAUUCCCGUGGCAAAAUCUUCGAACGCACAAGCAUUUUGAAGAAAGUUCAUCUUAAAAUGAAUUAAACUGUAAUUAACAAUGUAUUAUGCAUGUCAGCUUGUGUCCUUUCUUCUAUAGAGAUUACCAUGCAUGCAAUUGAUUUAUCAAUAAAUUAACUUAACUGAUCCUUGUUCUUUUUUUCCGUCAGGUGUAAUUUAAGGAUUUUGGACUCAUUUGGUACAGACGCAGAAUUCAACUGCCCCGAGUAUAAAGUUCUUGAUAAAUCACUCAGAAGUAAUUGGGGAGGACAGGAUGUACAUCUUCGACAGAUAAUGACUAUGUUUCGUAAGCAAAAGACACAAGAUUUUUAAGCUCAGCAUUUCUGUGACGUCAAUGUAACUUUGCGUUGCUGAUUUGAUAAUGCCUUUAAUUUGUUAAAGGCGUUCGUCUCAGCUGGUUUAUCGUAUCGAGAACUCCACGCACCGUAAAUUUUGACUUAACUUCUCAAUUUUUUUUGAAUUUUUUUUUUAACAAAAUACAUGUUAAAAUCCUUCUUGAUACGCUGUUUCAAGUGUUUGGGUUUUCUAAAGCGCCUCUUUAAUUUCCCCUUACAUCUUUAUUCAUAACAUUUUAAAAAUCCGACAGUAGUAUACCAUGUUAUUUUUACGCCGUUUUGGUGUAUAGGUAUAGAUAUAGGUAUAAGUAUAGGUACAGGUAAAUCAUUGAUAUGGAUAAGGGUCGAGCCUAUGACGUCACCCAUUGUUAUAACCUAGGGACAAAGUGCCUUCCUGCAGACUAAUUCGGUAGAGGUUUACUAAUGAGCGUCUCUCUACUACAAAAGGAACAAUAGGCUUGCCUAGACUUCCCCGGUAAGUAGCUUUAGAACGUCUAUUCAAAAAAUAGGAAUAAGAGGAGCGAUCAUCUAGCAACGCGAGAAACGGCUUGUCUUCUAUUUAGCGCUAAGAAAAAUCGGAUAUAUAAACAAAAUCACACACGAGAUACCGUUUUAAAAACUUUAUUGAAAACCAAUGACAAAAAGAGUAAUACACAUCGAUUUAAAGGGAAUGAAAAAUUUAUCGUCAUCGUCUUCGCCCAUGACUGCGGGGCCAAACCACCCACCAAAGGGCUUAUUAAGGCUAAAUUUACGUAUUUUUCACAUUUCUUUUCAUUUCUCGACCAAACUUGCCAGAUAGACUACAAUUGUUGACCAAAUGAUGUUAAGUUUUUGUUUGACUCAAAAUGUUAAAUUGUGACGUCACAAAGGCUGACGUCACCAAAAUGGGUUAAAUGCAGUUUAUAAUUUCAAAGUCAAACUACAUCAUUUGAAAGGGCUUUAGAAGAGGAGUAAAACAGUGAAAACCGUUUCUGGCUACGACACGUAAAACCCGACUUAUAAGACUUCAAAGAAAUUUGAUUUCACCCUCCCCCCCCCCCGGAACCAUACUUUUCCUUAAAAAACGAUUCACAGUUUUUGGCAAAAUGAGCUGAUUUUCCGGUGACACAUACAUUUUAUAGUUGGCCAAAAUCGUAUCAUUUUAGAUUUUAGUUUUUUGAUGCAAAAACACUAACUUAAGCAAACCAAAAUAUUGAUCACGUGACAUUUUAUGACGUCACAAAACUGUUUUCCGGGUUUUUGCGCAGUUAGGAAUUUCUUUUUUUCAAAGUUUUCUUUUUCCUUUAGCUUUCGACAGUAAAGAUGUGUUAUGUGUAACUUAAUUAAUUAAACAGCAAGGGUGACUCGACAAUAAAACUCUAAAAUUAAGACUUAUUCUAAAAGCGGGGUACCCCGUUUUUGUGCUCCGAAUUUAUCCAAAUUCAAAAUUUCAUAUCUUAGCUCAUAUUUCAGAUACUGAAAAAAUUUUUCAGCUUUCAACUUCCCUUGAAUAGUUCUUUCAAAAACGAGAUAAAAAAAUUGGGAGAUUCAAAAGUUUAAAAUUUACGUAUGAAUGACGUCAGCAAUUAUGACGUCAUAAUUUGACAUUUGGUGUCAUCCUAUGAGCGAUUUUGAUUGGCCUGAUGUUUCGUAUUUUCAGGCCAAGUUUGGUUGGGAGAGAGUGAAAGCAAGCAAAGUUAUUUUAAAUUAUUCGCAAUUGUCACGUUUUGAUAAGCCAUUUGGGGGUACUUGUAAGGUUUGACUCGAAAUUUCUUAUGUCGAUUUCUUUUCCUCUGUUUGCCAUAAUUCUAUCUCAAAGAAGCGACUUACUAUUGAAGUAUCAGCGUUUCAAGCGCCGUUAGUCAGUUAACGAUGAGAGUUAAUAGGCCCACCGUUUGGAUUAGAGAUUCUAUUGAAAUAGUCAAAGAAGGUAAGCUUUGUGAAUAAUAGAAACAAUAGAAAUGUGGUGGUGGUUGUAUAUAGUUUCACUAUCCACGAAGCUGUGUUGAAAAAAGAAAAAGAGUCUAGGGUCGAUGCAGGGUCGAUAUGAGGUCGAAGUAUUUGUGGAUGGAAAAAUAUAUAGUUUAAAUGAGAAGGCGGAGGAGGAGGAGGGAAAAUAAUAAAAUUGUGGAGGAGGCGGGAAAUCAAGAUUGAGGGUGGAAAAUAUAAAAAUUGUGGAGGAGGAGGGAAAGCGAGAUUGAGGAGGGAAAAUAAAAAAAAUUGUGGAGGAAGAGGAAAAUAAAAUAGAAUUGGCAGGGAAAAUAAUCAAAUUGAGAAGGAGGGAAUUCAAGAAUGAGGAGGAGGUGGGGAAAGAUUAAAAUUGUGGAGAAGGAGGGAAUUCAAGAAUGAGGACGGAAAAUAAUAAAAUUGUGGAGGAGGAGGGAAAAUAAUAAAAUUGUGCUUUUAUUGCGAGAAUCAAUUUAUUAGUCGCGUGUUUCAAUCGAUUCUUGUUAAGUUAUUAAUUGUUUUUUUUGUGUGUGUUUGUGUGUGUGAGUGUGUGUUUUUAUAAUAAUAUGUCAAAGUUCUCCCUUGGGGUAUUUACUGCAGAGCUGAACUUAUUGGUAUGCAACCAUGGGCUUGUUAGCUCGCAUCAUUAACUGAGUAACGGUCAGUAAGUCUAGUAAGUUGUUUCUUUGAGAUAGAAUUAUGGUAAACAGAGGAAAAGAAAUAGACAUCGACAUAAGAAAUUUCGAGCCAAACUUACAAGUACCUCAUGGGCGAAGAAGAUGACGAUUAAUUUUUCAUUCCUUUCAAAUCGCUGUGCAUUUCACUCUUUUUGUCAUUGGUUUUCAAUGAAGUUUGCAAAAAACGGUAUCUCGUGUGUGGUUUUGUUUAUAUAUAUCCGAUUUUUUAGCGCUAAAUAGAAGACAUAAGCCGUUUCUCGCGUUGCUGGGUGAUUGCUCCUCUUAUUCCUAUUUUUUAAAUAGAGGUUCUAAGCUUACUUACCAGGCAAGUCUGGGAAAGCCUACUGUAGUAGCGAGACGCUCAUUCGUAAACUUAUACCGAAUUAGUAUGCAGGAUGGCGCUUUUUCCCUAGGUUAUAACAAUGGGUGACACCAUAGACUCAACCUUUAUCCAUAUCAAUGAUUUACCUAUACCUAUACACCAAAACGGCGUAUAAACAACAUAGUAUACUACCUCCAGCGCCAUCUUACCCUGGUCCCAGAGGUUUUUCUUGAUUUUUCUUCGCGAAAGAGAUCAACAGCAAGCCGCGAAGCGGCGACAACGAGUCGCGUAAGCGACGAGGAGAGAGAGAAAAACCUCUGGUUACCUUGGCCUCGAAUCUCACUUUCAUGCAGACGACAGCUGUCAAACGCGUCAAAUUGCUAAUAAAAAGAGUGACCAAUGGCAACUUAGCAAACACGUGCUUAUCAGCCGCUAUUUUUUUAAGUGGGGGUAGACCUGGGGAAAUUAUGUUAUGAACAAACCAUCUUCACUUGGGUGGUAAAGAGUGAUUUGUUAAUCGGGGUCAAGCUAAAGCAUGUGUUAACGAUGGGCGACAAGAGUCCAGGAAUAAGAAGACCACUUUAUAAAGAAACCGACAUUGUUCCAAACGAAUGCUGCAGGAUUUGCAGAAUUUAUUUGGGUAUAAUAACAAGGAUUUUUCAGAAACAUUGUCAUCUGUUCUGUCGGCAGUGUGCCAGCGGGAAGUUGUAAAGUUUGCAAGAGUCUAUCAAUCGCGCUUAUUACAUUGUUUACUUCUGCGGGGCGCGCCGUUCGCGUCGAUUCGCGGGCAUUCCCCUGAAAAUAGUAAUAUUAAUAUGUAUUCUGGCAAUCUGGCUCGCAUUUUGGUUUGGUGGCUCCAUUUCCUUUUUUUGUGGAACAACGACGCUAGGAAGAGUCAUGCAGCACAACAAACCCUUAAGGUUCGGAAUGUACUUUCAGAGGUUUUUGUUGGCCCAAUAGACCUAUUCGGCUAACUCAAUGUACCCAAUUCAAACCCUUUGGGAAUAAAACUUUUUGUUUCAGGAAUUUCCAUAUCAUUUAAAUGUGAAUGCCACAUUAUAAUGCAAAUGCAAUACACAAAGAAUCUUAUCCCCGGGAGAUUUGAAUUGGGUACAACAUUGAGUUAGCCGAAUAGGUCUAUGCCAAAAAUAGCGUCGGUUAGAUCUUUUUUGGGCGUCGCAGGAAAAUCAAGCUGCACCGAAAAUGAUUACGCACUUGUACAAAGUUGUAUGUUUUUUUUCCUACAAGGAAACUUUCAUUCCGUAUUCGGAGAUUUUUUAUUUUGCUGCCCUAAACAAGUUAGUUUAUUUAAUGGAAUGACAGUAUUGUAACAGGAAAUAUACUUUCCAUGUCCGGUUGAUAAAAUGGUGAACACAUCCUUUCGACUCAACGCAGCGAACAAAGCUUUCUUUUGUUGCUCAGUGAGACUUAGGAAAGCGCUCAUUAAGUACCGAGGUCAAAAUUUCUUCGAAUAUUCUUUCAGGAACAACAUCCAUGGCGUGCCUCUACGUGCCUUGGUCCCGUGCAAAUGUUAUUGCGAGUGCAGCAUACAAACAAUUUUCUUCCCUAGUAGAGAGAGGCAAAAUGAGGUGUGAAAAUCCUCAGCGUCCCCCCGGUAGUUACAAUUAAACGAGCCAAUCAAAUUGGUUUGCGCGUUUGAAAAACUAUCAACCAAUCAACGCCCGAGGGUCAGAUCCUGACCCUGUCGUCAGCAUGAAAGUGAGAUUCGAGGCCAAGGUAACCAGAGGUUUUUCUCUCUCUCCUCGUCGCUUUCGCGACUCGUUGUCGCCGCUUCGCGGUUUGCUCUUGAUCUCUUUCGCGAAGAAAAAUCAAGAAAAACCUCUGGGACCAGGGUAGCGCCAUCUUGGCACAUGUGAAAUUAUAACUAACGCUGAAUUCGGCGCAAAAAUUAAGGAGUAAUUUUUAACCUAUUAUAUCAUUGCCUAAAUUUUCUGUUUCUUUUUAGCGCACAGCCCUGACAAUCUGUUCCUUGGAUUUGUUGUGGACAAAGCCUUGGCAGUAGAAGAAAACAGAUUGAAUUCGUUUAGUCAAACAACCAAUAUAAGCAGUUCCAAGCCGAUUGGUCUUCUUUACGCCAAAAAAGCUUCAUAUCUAAGAGUAAGUUUGCUAGUCGUAAGCGACUUUUUACCAAUGUACGGUGUUGAUGAUGUAAUAUGGUGCGUUCUAUCACAAUGGCCGAUAGUAUUUUACUAGUGCAAAGCCGUAUUCUUAAUUAAAGAGGGUGGAGGAUAAAACUAAUUUAUCAGAAACUGAAUCAUUGGAUAAUGCAAUUCUAGAGCUCUGAUUGGCUUAUCCUUCACGGUAUAUGAGCAUUAUACCAUGCUCUCCAAAUAUGGUAACUGUACACGUCUGCUCGAAAUUAAAAAGAAGCUGAAAAUCGGUAGUUUUUACAAAUAAAGUCGGCAAGAAUUCUCAAUAUUUUGUGGUCGUUUUUAAUAAAACAAUUAUUUCACUCGCGCUUAUUAGAUAGCCAACUCAUAUUCAACGCGCACUCAUGGAAUAAUUGUUAAAUAUAAUUUUCAGAAAAAAAAAGCUCUCUUAACUGAAACUAGUCUAUAUCAGGGGCACCCAACGACAAUUUAUGGAAAAUAUCUGUUCAGAAGACGAUUUGAGAUCUAGAAUUUUCGGAACAUUUGUUGUUAACUUUCUUGCUUGCAUGCCUCUCUUAGGAUUUUCGAACCUCCCAAACAUGGUAUAAUUGCCCAUUUUUAACGGAUUUUUACCGCAAAAAGGUCACCUAGAAUUUUCGGGAGCCUUUUUUCUGGAUGAAAUUUUUGAAAAGGUAAGUUUUGAUCCCUAUAAUUUUCGGAUCACUAGACUUUCAGCUAGGAAAUCCGAACAGAUGAAAAAUUUUUAGGGGAUAAAAAUAUGCCUAUAUCUACCGUUUAAAUUCUAAAAUACGUUCAACAAUGCUAUGUUUAAGUGGUUUUGAACUAUAUUCUCGUUGGGUGCCCCUGUUAUAUCUAACACUUUUGGUGCCUUUGAUUACUUGUGAACUUACUAGUACUUUUUUUGGUUUUUUGCUUAAUUGAUCUACUCCAGGGAAGGAGAAAGUACAUUGAUGUUCUCAGCAAGUAUCUAGAGAUACACGGCACGAUCGCAGAGAAUGGAACUGAAGUAAGGUUAUGUUAACGACGGUAGGGUGUUAUGUAGUCUGCUACACAGCCGUUUUUAGUGUCGUCACGCAACGCUCCUCCCCACUAGAGGAGAGGAGCGUUGCGUGACGACACUAAAAACGGCUGUGUAGCAGACUAGGUGUUAUGGGGCUUGGUGGCGUCUCGCAUGCCUGGGACAGCCAAAUUUGGUUUUCAAUAGAGCUAUGGAUGAGGGUACCGUGGCAAUACUAAUUACUACCAAGAGCCAUAAUUACUUUUAUUAAUUACAAUAGCACGCGCGCUCUGAUUGGCUGUUUUCCUGUAAUGACUGGACAUCAUUACUAGCUAGGUGACCAAGGCAUGUACAAUCUGUGUUUAACUUAAUAGUAGACAUCCUUAUGAACAUCCAUGUUAUGGUCGAUUGACAGGGAAGAGAGGUAGAGACGUUACAAUAACUAAAUUUUUGAAAUUUUGGGAUGGAUUCAUGUAUCCAUUCAGAACAAGAUAAAAAAUGCCCACUUGCUGAAAAUGAGCUUUUGGGUACAAACUGGUGGGGAGAUAUAAGCACAGUUAUUAUUCAUUCAAAAUAUUUCUCCGUUUCUGAUUGGCUAAAAUCCCACGCAUAAUUCAUCAUAACCACCUAUUGUCGACCAAAUUUGGAAGAAUUUUGCGAUAUGUGAAAAAAUGACGUCUAUCGUGCAGCAAAUUGCCCUAUUAUUGAACAGUUAACCGAGAAGACCUUUGGACGAGGUUGUGUUGUUUUUGUAGUCAGUAAAAAAAUCGCGGAACAUUUCACUCUUUUCACGAGGAAUAAAUGGGCGAACUAUUUGUUAAAAACAUGGCAAGAACAACAAGACGACAAGUCGACGGACGACAUCUGCUAUUUGGAGUCAAGAAUAUUUGCGGAGCUGCCGAAUAACCCUUUAUCUCCUAAACUUGCUGAUUAUGCUCUAUCGAAGAUGAACUCAACAUCCAUGGAGGUAACCAUGUUUUAGCUUUUUUUUAAACUAGGAAUUAUUUUGAAUGAAAAAUAAAACAACUAUAUCUCCCUACCAAUUUGCACUCGUCUAUAUAUAACUGGCUGAUUUUUGGCAAGGGGGCUUUUUCAUCUUCUUCUUUAUGAAUUUGCCAAACAAUCCCAUAAUUUCACAAAUUUGACUUGCUGUGACGUCACACUUCUCUUCUCCCUACCAUCUUACGCUUAACUAUAACUUCCUUUCUUUUGUCAGAACUAUAAAGCACUUGUACCAGACUACGUUAUCAAUCACGGAAUAAUGAAAGGAGGAGACCUUCAUAAGCUUUUGAGAACAGCCAAAGUAUGUAUUAUGGCGCUAAGAAAAGGUGUGACAAGUGAAUGUCCACUGGUGAACUGAAAUGGGAGCACAAUGACUGUCCAAUUACCUCAUUGCAAAAUCGUAAAUGUUUCUUACAUCAAGAUCACCAUCACGUCCUUUCAUGGGGAAUGUUUCAUGUUAAUUACAUCUUUCAGAUAUAUGCCAACUAGCCUUUGUGCGGAGGGUGGCUUGAAAAAGGAUUGUAACUGAUUUCUGUUUGAAAACUUAUUAUAUUUUUGACAGGUAUUUAUUGGCCUGGGCUUUCCGUAUGAAGGACCCGCGCCCCUCGAAGCUAUCUCACAAGCAUGUGUUUUUAUCAAUCCAAAGGUAUGAUUUUCUUAACUGGCUUACCAGUUUGCAUUACAGUAAGCUCAGUCUGCUUAUAAGCAACCUUCUAGCAUGUACUUGACUUCAUUCGAUUUUUACGACGUUUUGAAGAUUAAAAAAGUGAGCAAAAGCACUUGAUCAGCAUUGCUAUGAAGCUCGUUUUGAAACGGUUCUAAGCCUUUCCCCCCAGCGUUUCAAGGUCCUACUAAAACUCUUUACGACGUUGUUUGAGCCUGGAGGGCUGAACUUUACGGUAUCUUAAUCAGCUAUACAAAGUGAAACGAGUGACACGAGUGGCAUAAUACACCUUCUGUUCCGGCUCUUUGCGACCCCCCUGCCCAUGUUUUGUAUGAGCAUUAUUUUCGUAUCCAGGGUAAAUUGGAAACAAGGGGUAUGCAAAGUUUUAGAGGUAAAAUAAGGUCUAUAUAACGGGAAAUGUGCAAGCGUAAAGGCUGACGGAUAAGCUUAUCCCACUACGUACAAAUGGAGUUUCAGAUUAUACAUUUAUAUAUCUAUGUUUUUUGUAGUUCGAUCCUCCUCACAGCCGCUCGAACACGGGCUUUUUCAAGUCAAAACCAACAUUUAGGGAGGUUGGUAAAGUUAUUGACUAGUGUUUACCAUAUUAUAGCAAUAUAACGUUGAUUUGACAAUACUACCAGUAGGGGGUUUUGCUCAAAAAUAGCUUUUGACGUCAUGAACUGACCUGCCAUUCCUUGUAAACAUGGCAACCAACUGUCUCCAAUAAGGUCUUUAGAAUGAAUAAACAACCACUUUAUAGAAGUUCUGACUUACCCAUUUUAAAAUGGGUGAAAAAUUGUUGGCCCAGUAGCAUUACCUUUUUUACGCGGAGGAUAAAGGCCGCAAAAAGGGAAACACUUUUCUUGCAACCUUGUUGCAAAGAAAUUUAAAUAGAUUACUUGUUUUAUUAAUUAUGAGUAAAUUCACGCCUAACAGUUUUAGAAUUAAUUGACUGUUAAAUAAAUAACUUCAUAUUUUAAUAAUUCAUUAUCUUAGUAUUCUAUUCGGCCCUAUUGCAGUCAUUCAAAAAUUUGGCUACCAUGGUAACUUGACGUCACACUUCUCCUCCCUAUUAUGCACCCUAUUGAAAGUGUCAUUCAUUCAUUCACCUAUUCAGGUGACGUCACAGCACCCAUAUAUGGAGACAUUCAUUGGGAAGCCUCAUGUUUACACUAUUGAUGUAAAUAAUCUUGAUCUAGUGGAAGCUACUAUAAAGGAGAUUAUAUCGUUAGAGGUAAGGUAGUUCUCAGUAGAGCAAACCUUUGAACUUGACUCCUUUACCAACACAAAACCUUUAUUAUCUAGCAGGACCAAAACUUGUUGCUGGCCAUCUUUGUAUGUUCUUCCCUUGAUGCUUUUUGUUUGUUUGUUUUUUUUUUCCAAGGUAAAACCAUUUCUUCCUUACGAAUGGACUCCAGGAGGCAUGCUGGAACGUUUAAACGCCUUCGUUGAAAAGAUGGUAAGUAGCUAAGGUGGCAAUACGAUACCAAUGUAACUAUGGCUACGCAUGCCAAGUAAGGUGUUUAAAGCCGCGAGCUAAGAAGCCCACACGGACGAAGCUUAGCCAGUUUCUUCAGCAUGAAGUAUCGAGGAGGAUUCCAAAUAACCGCUGAAUGGGAAACUCACCAAUCACAUGGACCCGGCCGUAGUAGUAUGUCGCCGAUACUCACUUAUAUACCUUGAUAAAGACAGAGUGUAACAAAGUUUCCCCUGAAAGGAAACAAUGCGAAGACAAGGUGCCAUGUCGGUGCUACCGAUCCGAAGUUUGAGGGGUUUACAGCACGGCCACCACCAACGCUGAACACACCACUGUAACUAUAAGGGAAGAGUAAUGUGACAUUUACUGUACAAAUUAUUCCAACAUUGUGGCAAAUUGAGUCAUCUUCAUUGUAAUUGGCCUUCAAUGUACCUUUUCAAGGAAUAAGUUCUUUUAAAUCCUUUAGAUGCAAUCGAGUCAGAUAGGGCUAGUCAACGCAAAUUUUAGCGAUAAGAUUAAUAGUGCGACCAUUUCGGAAUAAGGUGACUAUGUGGUUUUGAUUACUGAACGAUAUGUCAUUUUUCCAGGACUUUUGUGAGCAUGGGGAACAAUGGCCACCAACCGAAGAAAUGCAUCUGCUGUUAGGCUCCAAAGGCGACUCCUGCAAAGAGACAUGCGCUAAGAAUAGUAUGACAUAAUGGUAGUUUACUAUUUACAUGGGCAAACAGUUCGAUGCACAGUUUUGGCAAAACAGUGGGGAAAAAGAAUAACUCCAGACGGUCAAUUUCAUUCCGGUCUGCUGGACCGGCACCAUGCCAUUUUUUAUUUACCUUUCAAUCGGAUUUUCCGCAAACCUUUUGUAAAUGGUAAACAGUUAACUUCAACAUACACAGUAUAUGACUAAUGUAAAAAGACUUUUCGACGGGGACUAGCUGUAGCCUUUCUACAAAACCAAUAUAACUUCUUUGACUCAAAAUGUUUAUUCACUUGCUGAUCGUGGGUUACAAUUCUCUCUCAAUUCUCUCUGCCUAUUCCGCCCAUUGCUGUUCCCGUUCUUAUAUCAACCGAAAAACCAGCUGCUUGAAAUGAGGUAAUGCGCUGACGUAAGUCUUCUGUGAUUGAUUACAGCGGACUAACUUGCAUUAAACCUUCGCGAUGUGAAGUGGUGAUUUUAACUUUUGACUUUUCUCUAUGAAGUUGUAGUUGUCCAGUCAGUAUACAAUAAGGAUAAUAACGAUAGCGACGAUAUAAAAACUAUAAAGAACUUAUUUUGACGUGAAUUUUUGACAAUAACAACUAGAUAAAAGUAUUAAAAUUACAGUUCAGAAGUUUCUUAGCAGUUGUUGAAAAUUCAAGAGGUGUUAAGCUUCUUGUCGAAAAGGAUUUGGUUAAACUUUUCCAUAAAUUACCUGAUGAUGUGUUCGCAAAAUCGAGCAUCCUGAUUAAAAAUACGUACGUGGUCAAAAGUAGAAAUUAUAUCAAUAGAUGUUUACCCAGCAAGCACCUAGAAAAAUAGGAGAUAUCUCACUCUUUUUAAUUAGAGUAUAUUUUGUUUUAAGUAGAAACUAUCGACUGACAUGAAUUCGGUUGAGAGUGCGCGAAAAUAACUCUAAAAAUGGUCAAAAAUAAAGACGCUAGUCUUUUCCUGGAAAAUACUGAUAAAAGGUGAAAUUGAGGACAAAAAUGUCAAAUUGUGUAAUUCUUAGACGUAAAUAAGGCUUUGUUCCUUUUGGGGAACUUAAAUUAAACAAAUUUGUAUUACUUUAGAGGCGUACUAAAAUGGGACACCUGUCUCGCACCGAAUUCAUGUCAGGAGAAACUUUCUAUUGAAAAGAUCAUCAUUUAAACUUAUAAGCUAAAAGCAUGAGUAGAGAAAUAACUUACUAAGAUUAAUAAACAAGAACGCUUACAACAACUUUACUACAAUUAUGUAUCGUAGCAAAUGCCACGAGUGCUAACGUAACUCCUCGAUCAAAAUUUUCCUAACAAUACCAAGGAGAAUGAAUCAACAGAAAUCAUUCUCUCAUUUCGGGAGAGGAUAUCUUUUGAUCAGUGUUGAUGCGUAGUAAAACACCAAGCAAAAUAAGUCAAAUUUUUUGUUAUGAUAUUUCCCUUCAGCUAUAGAUAUUUCCCGAACCGAAUGAAUUUUUGUAAUAAAUCCCGAACACCAAAUAAAAUUCCUUUAAUAAUUUUCAGUCAAAAACAUGCGCACUACGAACAUUUUUCAUCGCUUUUAUUUUUAUUGUUUAACUCUAAUUACUGAAAUUCAUAUUGUCUGUUGGUUGAUUUUUUUUCAGGAUUUCUAUGUGAGCCAUCCUUCUUCAAUCACAUUAACACAGUGGAAAAGUUUGAAAAGUGAGUGACUGUCAGCCUUUUUUCCACACCUAAAAUGAGGGAAUGACCGUACUCACCUGUCCUUAGCCCUCCACGUUUCUCCUGUAGCUCAUUGGUGUAGCAUCUGAACUGGUAGCCAGAAGGUCAUGGGUUCGACUACUGUUGGUAGUAGUCAAAUCGGAUUUUGUCUACCGAGCCGCCUGUGUCACUGACUGAAAAAUACAUUUUUCUCGUGUAUUCGUCAGGAAUAAAAUUCACCAACUAAUAGUGCAUAAAUCUGACCUUUGGGGUUUACAGCGUUGUUACUGAUUAGCAAUUGCGAUCUUUUCUUUAUGUCUCUGUCCAUAAGGUGGAUAGAAACCUGGUCCUAUCUGCUAGGAAAAUGUUAUGGUCAGUGAAGAGGCGACAUUGUCAAGUAAAAAUGCCUCUUGUCUGUCUCUGAACAAGUUCAACUGCACCUGCGGCAGCCUGACUUGGCCCGAUUCACCUCGUUAGCAUGUCACUCUUGUAAUAGAGCGAUUUUCGUAUGUCCUUGAAAAAUGGUUUCGGUAAAUGUUUGUUAUUUGUUUUAUCAGCCAAUGGAUGAAAAGAACAAAACAUGGAUUCUUCGUUUUCCCGCCAAAGAAAACCCUUAUAUGGAGAAGGCAUUGUUCGAUUGACCAAUCAUGUUACAGUAUGACGUCAAAGCGAUUUCUAAAAAGUUCUUCGGGCAUGAAGUUUUUCAGCCGAGCGUUCGCUUAACCAACCAAAAGCCAGGUGCGUUUGUAUCCGUUCGAUAAACCAAUCAAAUCGCUUUAUUUCCGUUCGCUAGUUGUUUCUGUUUUGUUCGCGCGUUUUCAUUUCAAGGUCAUACGAAAAUCGCUCUAUAAAAGAAUCGAGGUACAGUUAAACCCGGUUUACGGACACCCGCUUAAAACGAAAACCUCGUUAUUAUACACAGUUUGCUUUGUCCUUGGGGGAAGAAAGCCCUUACUUUUUCUAUAUAUUCAACCCGUCUUAUACGGACACCCCGGCGUUAAUACGGAUACUUUCUAUGCCCCCCUAAAUGUCCGUAUUAACGGGGUUGACUGUAUUUGACAUAUAGUUUGUCUUGCCUAGGUUUGGAAUAACCUGUGAUAAACAAACGAAGGAAAACAGACUUCAUGCUCCUUCAUACGCUCCAGCGGAUGAAGCUUGCACAUUACAAGGAAUGUCUCUUUUAUUUAGCUGUGUAUCCAAAGAUCCAGAACGCAGGCGCUUAUGUCCAUGUCGAGAUUACCAAGAAGAACAAGUAGCGUUUUGCAAAAAUUGCAAUUGA